Perognathus longimembris pacificus (Pacific pocket mouse) is the source of this 1455-nucleotide messenger RNA. RefSeq names its product MGAT4 family member C (gene Mgat4c). The transcript has 3 exons. Bases 3 to 1439 code for a protein of 478 amino acids. The record is from RefSeq and is a predicted model, not a curated record. NCBI's taxonomy places the organism in Eukaryota, Metazoa, Chordata, Mammalia, Rodentia, Heteromyidae. Gene Ontology annotation, biological process: protein N-linked glycosylation. Gene Ontology annotation, molecular function: acetylglucosaminyltransferase activity.
GAAUGUUUAAAUUUCAUCAAAUAAAACAAACUUUUCAAAUACUGGAUAAAAUGAGAUGCUUGCGAAAACGUUCUACAGUUUCAUUCUUGGGAGUUCUUGUCAUUUUCCUCCUAUUUAUGAACUUGUACAUUGAAGAUAGUUAUGUUCUGGAAGGCGACAAGCAACUAAUAAGGGAAACAUCCACACAUCAACUGAAUUCAGAACGUUAUGUUCACACAUUCAAGGAUUUAUCCAAUUUCUCAGGAGCCAUAAAUGUCACCUAUCGCUACCUAGCUGCCACACCCUUACAGAGAAGGCGUUACCUAACAAUUGGACUUUCAUCAGUGAAACGAAAAAAAGGAAGUUAUUUACUUGAGACAAUCAAAUCCAUUUUUGAGCAGUCCAGCUAUGAAGAACUGAAGGAAAUGUCAGUGGUGGUUCAUCUAGCAGAUUUUAAUUCAUCUUGGCGUGAUGUGAUGGUCCAGGAUAUUACACAGAAAUUUGCUCAUCAUAUUAUUGCAGGAAGAUUAAUGGUUAUACACGCUCCCGAGGAAUAUUACCCAGUUUUGGAUGGUCUUAAAAGAAACUAUAAUGAUCCAGAAGAUAGAGUUAGGUUUCGUUCCAAACAAAAUGUAGAUUAUGCUUUUCUGCUUAACUUUUGUGCCAAUACGUCAGACUAUUAUGUGAUGCUUGAAGAUGAUGUCCGAUGUUCCAAAAAUUUCUUAACUGCUAUCAAGAAAGUAAUUACAUCUUUAGAAGGAACUUACUGGGUAACCCUUGAGUUUUCUAAGCUUGGCUACAUUGGUAAACUCUAUCAUUCUCAUGAUCUUCCACGCUUGGCACAUUUUUUAUUAAUGUUUUAUCAAGAAAUGCCUUGUGACUGGCUAUUGACUCAUUUCCGGGGACUACUUGCUCAGAAAAAUGUAAUCCGAUUUAAGCCAUCUCUUUUUCAGCACAUGGGUUAUUACUCGUCCUACAAAGGAGCUGAGAAUAAAUUGAAGGACGAUGACUUUGAAGAGGAAUCCUUCGACAUCCCUGACAAUCCCCCUGCAAGUCUGUACACCAACAUGAAUGUGUUUGAGAAUUAUGAAGCAAGCAAGGCCUAUAGCAGCGUUGAUGAGUACUUCUGGGGCAAGCCACCUUCAAGAGGAGACACCUUUGUUAUUGUAUUUCAACAUCCCAUUGUAAUCAAAAAAAUUAAAGUGAAUACUGGAAGUGAAGAUCGACAAAAUGACAUUUUGCAUCACGGAGCCCUAGAUGUUGGGGAGAAAAAGAUGGGCGGCAAACAUCUAAGACAAUGUAAUUCUUACUUAAGACUAGGGGAGUUCAAAAAUGGAAACUUUGAAAUGUCAGAGGUAAAUCAGAAAAUCCCAUUUGACAUACACUGUAUGAGGAUAUUUGUUACCGAAACGCAGAAGGAAUGGCUAAUUAUUAGAAGCAUUAGCAUUUGGACUCCCUAGUCAAUUAAAUUAGUAU